GGUGUAUUCGUGAUUGAACUUUGAAAGUGCGAAGUGUUGAUUGAUAUUCGGAAUUAAGGUGAAUGUUUCAGGUGGAAGUUGAUUGAUGCAUACGGGAGUCCAUGGGAAUUUCACCUAGCUUAGGAAAAGUUGGAGUCGUUUUUGUGUCACAAAUUAUGAACAAGUUUUAUUUAAAGUUUUAUUAAUAAGAAUAAAGAUUUUCCGCUGCAGAAGUAUUUUAAAGUAUAAGCCUUGCGUUAUCACGCGGCGGUAAUACGCCCCAGUCUAUCUCUACGGUAUUUAUACGUAUUUUCUACAUAUUCCGUAGAGGGAGAUUUGGGGGUGUUACACAUUGGCGUUACGUUGAGCUGUGGACGCAACGUCUGGAGUUUGUCGUUGGAGGUGAUCCGAUGCAGGGCGUUAUGGAUCCCACCGAUUCGUACAUGGUGUGGUACAGACGUAUUACACGGCGUUUCAUCAACCCCAGUUACACACCACAAUCCACACAUUACCAUCCAGCAUAUGACGUCAUUAACGGAUAUGCUGCGGAUAUGGUGGCGAUGGUUGAUGCACUGUCAAUCGCCCUCGUUGACGGACCCACCAGACCCCAGGUCGAGCGGGUACGCGAUAUGGGCGUGGCUACCUUACAAAGAUAUGGUCACAGCUAUCUCGUCACCCAGCGGGACGACCAUGAUGGGCACUCAGUCCAUUCACAGUUCGAGCUCGGCCAGAGUAGCUGUGGAGGUGAUCCUAUGUCACCCAGAGACGCAGAGGAUUACAUCAUCCACAGUUCUGCGCCCACCCCUACCCAGGAGGGUCCAUCGUCCAGCCAGCAGACUCCCCACCGCCCCGAGACCCAUUCACCACCAUUACACAUUACAGGCGGCGUCGUGUCAGACGGAGGGCCGACACACAAGAGACAGAACCUUUACCCUGAAUAAAUGAGUCGGGAUAGUAUUAGGUGAUUUAUUUCCUGUAGCCCGAUUUUGUAGAAUGA
Molecule: messenger RNA, 976 nt
Organism: Chenopodium quinoa (quinoa)
Lineage: Eukaryota; Viridiplantae; Streptophyta; Magnoliopsida; Caryophyllales; Amaranthaceae
Exons: 3
Coding region: 390-920 (176 amino acids)
Source: RefSeq, a predicted model, not a curated record